Molecule: messenger RNA, 1364 nt
Organism: Dendronephthya gigantea
Lineage: Eukaryota; Metazoa; Cnidaria; Anthozoa; Malacalcyonacea; Nephtheidae
Product: zinc finger protein OZF-like
Exons: 2
Coding region: 91-1320 (409 amino acids)
Source: RefSeq, a predicted model, not a curated record
UUUGUAAUAAUUUGUAAUAUAAUUUUGAUGGUUCUUUUCAUUUUUCCUCCGUAAAAUACAUUUAAAGGUGCACAGAACUGCAAUCGCAGAAUGGGCAAGGAGAAGGGAAGCAAGCCUAUAAAAAGCAAAGGAAAAAAGGAAGUAAAAGCAGCUAAACCACAGCCGAAACUCGAGGCAGAAAAGAGGCAUGUCUGUCAUGUUUGCUCCAAAGCUUUCGACAGACCAUCCCAUUUAACUCGCCAUGAACGAACGCAUAGCGGUGAACGUCCGUUUUCGUGCGAGAUUUGUGACAAAACGUUUAAAGAUAAGUCUCAUUUGGUCACUCAUAAUGAAACACACAACACUGAACGCAUUUACACUUGCAAUGAUUGUGGAAAGUCAUUUCAAACAUCCUCUAGUCUGUAUAGUCACAAAAGGACACAUGCUGAGGAUCAGAUGAAGUUAAGGAAGCACCAAUGUGGGACUUGCCUCAAGGUGUUCUUGAAGAAGUGUGAUCUUACAAGGCAUGAACGAGUUCAUACCAAUGAACGGCCAUAUGAAUGUCAGUUUUGCGAGAAACGGUUCAAAAUGAUGUCACACAUGAAGCGUCAUGUUAGGAUACACACCAACGAACGUCCUUAUCAGUGUCCUGAUUGUAAGAAGAGAUUCAAACAGUCGGUAGCAUUGGUUCAGCACCUGAGAAUUCACUCUGGUGAACGACCACAUGCUUGCACCUACUGUGAAAAGUCCUUCACGCAAGUCACCCAUCUCAUAAACCAUGAGCGAACACACACUGGUGAAUCCCCCUUUGUCUGCCAGAUAUGUCAUCAUGGGUUUAAGCAAGCAUCAGGGUUGUUGGCACAUGCCAGGACCCACGAGAACAUUAAAGCUCACGAGUGUGAAUUUUGCUCAAAGUCCUUUGUUAGCGAGAAAGCAUUGUUAAAUCAUGAGGCUAUGCACAGUGGAGAAAAACCCUACAAAUGUUCACAUUGUAAAAAGGCAUUUGCUCGUGAGUGUAAUUUGGAAACACACAAAAAAGUCCACAAGUCCCCAGAUGCCAAUGAAGCGAUGCCCUAUAAUUGUGGAAUUUGUAAAAAAGACUUUGAAACAGAGGUUCUUUUAUUGGCACACAAAGCUUUGUGCAUGGCUGAGAAGCCAUUUAGGUUUAUGGCCUACGAUGAUGUUUUUCCACAAGCCAAUGAAGUGCCAGGGAUUGCACAGCCAACCAAUAGCUGCAUGGCUGAGGUGGUUGUUACUAUUGAUAGUAGUGGAGAUGUGGACAGUGUAGAAAUAUCUGCACUGGUCAGUGACAAUGAACCUAUGGUGGAUGUUACAUCGUAGUUAAAAUAUUUGAAGUGUACAGUUUUUGAUAGAAAUAAAAAUUU